Molecule: messenger RNA, 273 nt
Organism: Triticum dicoccoides
Lineage: Eukaryota; Viridiplantae; Streptophyta; Magnoliopsida; Poales; Poaceae
Product: phenylacetaldehyde reductase-like
Exons: 2
Coding region: 1-273 (90 amino acids)
Molecular function (GO): oxidoreductase activity, acting on the CH-OH group of donors, NAD or NADP as acceptor
Source: RefSeq, a predicted model, not a curated record
AUGAGCAAGGUGUGCGUCACCAAAGCGGCAGGGUACAUAGCUUCUUGGCUCGUCAAGAAGCUCCUUGAAAGAGGCUGCACCGUCCACAGGACCCUACGGAACCUCGGGGAUGAGAAGAAGACGAAGGCGCUGAGGGGGCUCACCGGCGCGGUGGAGCGGCUGGUGCUGUUCGAGGCGGACAUCUACGACGCCGCCCCCUUCGGGCUGGUCAUCAAGGGCUGCGAGCUCGUCUUCCUCGUCGCCACCCCACUGCAGCACAACUCCGGCAGGUAA